AACUCUGAUAUUUGACAGCUAUAACGACAUUUUGUUUAAAAAGUGUUUUAUUUUUCGUUAAGUGAAAUUGAUUCAACAUUUUAAUCCUCUUUUAAAUAAUUCAACGAAAUUUUGCGAAAAUAUGGAGGAACUAUAUAAAAGUUUCGACUUCCUUAUUGAAGAAAAUAGACGAAAGACCUUCAAAAAGUGGGUAUUUAGCGACAGAGAUAUCUGCAAUGCAGAUAAGAUGGCAGAAGCUGGGUUCGUUUUCAUAGGAGACAAAACCGAGCCAGACGCCGUGAAAUGCUUUUUAUGUAACAAAUUACUGGAUGGUUGGGAAGCUACAGAUGACCCGUGGUUAGAGCACUUAAAACAUGCCCCGAAGUGUUUAUUUGCUAAAUUUCAGAAAGCCCAAGGCAAUUUGACGUUGAGCCAAUUAAUUGAUGUUGUAGAUGCUUUAACUGAGCAGAUAAUUACAUUGUAUUUUGACAAAAUAGGUGAUGAGGUGGAACAGAAAUUUGAAGAAUAUGAACAGAAGAUAAUGUCUAUGUUACAGGCUUUGUGAAGGUAAAUUUUAGCAGCCUUCAGAAUUCUAGCUUGUGUAUUAUUUUCUUUGAGUUGUAAUAAUAUUUCAUUUAAAAGUAUUGCAUGCAAUUCGAUUAAAUAUAUGUUAAAAUGUAAGUAGAUCAUAAAUUAUAUUUUUAUAAGAGAAAGUACAAUUCUAAAAGUUAUUA
Messenger RNA from Anoplophora glabripennis (Asian longhorned beetle), 713 nucleotides. It is a transcript of the gene Det, whose product is annotated as baculoviral IAP repeat-containing protein 5. The transcript is spliced from 3 exons. The record is from RefSeq and is a predicted model, not a curated record. Bases 122 to 544 code for a protein of 140 amino acids. Lineage: Eukaryota; Metazoa; Arthropoda; Insecta; Coleoptera; Cerambycidae.